This is a messenger RNA of Artibeus jamaicensis (Jamaican fruit-eating bat), 2671 nucleotides long. RefSeq names its product GATA binding protein 5 (gene GATA5). Gene Ontology annotation, molecular function: RNA polymerase II cis-regulatory region sequence-specific DNA binding; DNA-binding transcription factor activity, RNA polymerase II-specific; zinc ion binding. The record is from RefSeq and is a predicted model, not a curated record. Lineage: Eukaryota; Metazoa; Chordata; Mammalia; Chiroptera; Phyllostomidae. The transcript has 7 exons. Gene Ontology annotation, cellular component: nucleus. The coding region runs from base 248 to 1558 and encodes 436 amino acids. Gene Ontology annotation, biological process: cardiac muscle tissue development; cell fate commitment; positive regulation of transcription by RNA polymerase II.
CCCGCCCACUGCGACCGCCGCGCCCUCGGGGCCUCACUACGAGCGGGCGAAAGCCCCAGCCGGGCUUGUCGCAGCGCGCCCUCCCCGGCUUGGUGCCUCCUCCUAGCUCGGCGGAGCCUCAGCGCCCCGGCCCUGCACCCUGCGGACCUGGGGCCUGACCCGCCGCUUUUUCGAAGCCCACGCGGAUCCCACGCCGGGAAGCUCGAGAGCCCGGACAGUGGAGGAGGUCAAGGCCGCCCCCGGGAAGAUGUACCCGAGCCCUGGCCAGGCCACCUACCCCGACUCGGGCGCCUUUCUGCACGCGCCGGGCGCCGCCUCCCCGGUGUUCGUGCCGCCGGCGCGCGUCCCCUCCAUGCUGCCCUACCUGCCCACGCGUGAGCCGGGUCCCCAGCCCUCCGCGCUCGCAGCGCACCCGGGCUGGGCGCAGGCGGCCUCGGCGGACUCAUCGGCCUUCGGCUCCGGCAGCCCGCACCCACCGGCCUCUCAGCCGGCCGGGGCCACCAGCUUCUCCUUCCCGCACAGCGUCCCGGGGCCCGGCGGUGGCGGCGCGGGGAGCCGGGAUGGCGGCACCUACCAGGGCGCGCUGCUGGCUCGCGACCAGUACCCGAGCCCGCUCGGGCGGCCUGGGGUCGCCUCGUACCCCGCCGCGUACCCGGCCUACGUGAGCGCCGAAGUGGCCCCGCCCUGGGCCUCCGGACCCUUCGAGGGCGGCCUCCUGCACAGCCUUCAGGGCCGCCCCGCUGGCUUCCCCGGCCGCAGAGCCGCGCUGGAUAAAACGUACUUCACAACAAAACAAAUGUGCGGCACAGACUGGCGGGGAGAAAGAGCCACAGACGCCCUCCAGGGGGCCGGAGCCCGGCCCCACGCGCUGCCUGUCCCCGCAGUGCCCGACUUCCUGGAGGAGUUCCCCGGCGAGGGUCGCGAGUGUGUCAACUGCGGGGCCCUGUCCACGCCGCUGUGGCGCCGCGAUGGCACCGGCCACUACCUGUGCAACGCCUGCGGCCUCUACCACAAGAUGAACGGAGUCAACCGGCCGCUCGUGCGGCCCCAGAAGCGCCUGUCCUCGAGCCGCCGGGCCGGCCUCUGCUGCACCAACUGCCGCACGACCACGACCACACUGUGGCGUCGCAACGCAGACGGCGAGCCGGUGUGCAACGCCUGCGGGCUCUACAGGAAGCUGCACGGGGUGCCCCGGCCCCUGGCGAUGAGGAAGGAGAGCAUCCAGACGCGGAAGCGGAAGCCGAGGAGCGUGGCCAAGACCAAGGGCUCCUCAGGGUCCCCCGGGAACGGCACAGCCUCCCGGCCGCCCUCUGUCCCCAACCCUGAGGAUGCAGCGGCCAGUUUGAAACCAGAGGCCAGCCUGACGUCCCCUACCUGCCCUGGGCCCAGCGUCACCUCCCAGGCCUCCAACCAGACGGAUGAGCCCCUGGCCCCCAGCCACUUGGAGUUCAAGUUCGAGCCUGAGGACUUCGCCUUCCCCUCCACGGCCCUGGGUCCCCAGGCUGGCCUCGGGGGGGCCCUGCGCCAGGAGGCCUGGUGUGCCCUGGCCUUGGCCUAGGUCCCCAGUCACCCGCCAGACCCGCCUCGUUGCCUGUCGCUCCGGCCCAGGGGACAGCCCACCGGGCCCACCUGCCGGGAGAGACAGGAGCCAGCAGGACCACUAGGCGCUGAGUCCCCUUGGCAUGUGGUGGGGAGGCCUGUGCAGGUGGCUGUCAGGCCCGGGACAGGAGGAAAGCGCAGGGACAGAGGCCGAAGCCCCCACACGCAGCAGGGGACCCCCAGACGCGGCGGGAGGCUGGGCACCACGCUGACCGGGCACCCACGGCCACCCGAGCCUCCAUGGUCAACGCUCGCCGCCGUCACCUGUGCAGGGGUUGGCCCUUCCCCGAGCGGCCAUCACUAGUGUGCGCGGACGGUGUUCCCAGAGGGACGGUGAAGGACCUUGUUCUGGCCGAGUCGAUGUGCGUGAGCCUCUCUGACGGGCAGACCGAGGUCCCCGAGCCCCGCGGGACCGGUCCUCGGCUUGUCUGAGGUCCCAGCAGAAUUGCUCACCGACAGCCUCCCUCCUCCAGAAGCCCCUCCCAGGGUCGGUGACAAAGAGACUGGCCCUUUGGGCUUGGCAGCACCCUGGGGGGGGCGCUGGUGCGAGGCUGCUCACAGCCUGCUGUCGGGGCAGCAGGAGGGAGUGGUGGGGAGUGGGGCGCACCCUCCCCAAGGCCACGGUCACGUGGACAUGGACUCUGCCUUUCUCUAACACGACCUCCUGGUUUCCCCAGGGAAAUCAGAAAUGGCAAUUUUUUAUUUUUAAUGUAAAGCCUUCCAAUUGAAAGCUUCUCUCCCUUGACUCCUAACUUGAUUCAAAAAUCUUAAAAAAUUUUUUUAUUUAUUGAUUUGAAAGAGAGAGAGAGAGACAUCGAUUUGUUGUUCCACUUAUUCACACACUCGGUUGCUUCCUGUUCGUGCCCUGACUGGGGAUCGAACCCACAGCCUUGGCAUCUUGGGAUGACACUCCCACCCAACUACCCAGCCGGGGCCUGACUCAACGCUCUUUUGAUGCCGUGAGUGAGCUGCCAGCCGGCCACCACCGGGCUGCCCUGGUGGUCGCCCCUGGCGUCCCCCGGGGUCCAACCCGGCCAGUGUCUGCGCGACAUCCUUCGUGGUUUUUUUUAGA